AUGAUCGCGCCUCACGAUCCGUUCAAGAGCGGCGAGGCACAGGAUGCCGGAUGGGAAGCCGGCAAGGGAGGACUUAUAGGAGCAGCUAAAUGGGGCGUUGGAGCGGCAAUUGUGGGAGCCCUGGCCUAUCUCAGAUCGCCGCUCUACCGGAGAAUGACCGUCCAGUUCAAAGUCUACGUUCAGAUAUCGGCCAUGACCUUGGGUGGCAUGAUUGCGGCAGACCAACGCUUGAGAGAUUAUGAAACUGAGAUGAGAGCUCAGAGAAGGUGGCUCAGAGAGAAAGCAAAAUGGGACAGGUAUGAGCAAGAAGUUGCAGCCAACAACGAAAAGUAA
This is a messenger RNA of Trichoderma atroviride IMI 206040, 333 nucleotides long. RefSeq lists its product as uncharacterized. Lineage: Eukaryota; Fungi; Ascomycota; Sordariomycetes; Hypocreales; Hypocreaceae. The record is from RefSeq and is a predicted model, not a curated record.